This is a messenger RNA of Acanthamoeba castellanii str. Neff, 4416 nucleotides long. Its product is annotated as RIC1 protein. Gene Ontology annotation, molecular function: protein binding. The transcript has 28 exons. The record is from RefSeq and is a predicted model, not a curated record. Gene Ontology annotation, cellular component: cytosol; Golgi membrane; Ric1-Rgp1 guanyl-nucleotide exchange factor complex. NCBI's taxonomy places the organism in Eukaryota, Discosea, Longamoebia, Acanthamoebidae. Gene Ontology annotation, biological process: retrograde transport, endosome to Golgi; intracellular protein transport. Bases 1 to 4416 code for a protein of 1471 amino acids.
AUGUACUUCGCGAGUGGGUGGCCCAAGCGGUAUCGCCACAGCCACGACGAUGGACCGCUGCUCGCCCUUCAGCACAACGUGACGCGCACCCAUUUUGUGGUGCUGUCGCCCCACUGCCUCUCCCUGUGGUCUGGCGGCCAAGAUUCGGUGUUGCUUGCGUCGGUGGCGCUGCCGGCUUCGCUGCGAACCAAGUACGGACUCAACCGGUCCGUCGAGUGGAGCGCGGACAGCAGCCUGAUCGCCGUGCUCAGUGGCCAUAUCUGCAUGUAUAACGUCGUGCUGGGCGAGCACAGUGUGCAGCUGCACGCCGACAGUUCGCUGUUGACCAUCGGCUGUGCUGCCAGCCUCGAGUUACGCGCCUUGCUGCUCACACCUCACGGCGGAGCUGAUUGCAUGGCGCGCGGCAGUGGCGAGAACGCCGGCACGCUGUUUGUGGUGACGAAGCAGGAGCACCUGUUGACCAUCACCUGGUCGGGGCAGAUCGUCAGCGACGUGCCCCUCUCCGGAGUCCCCCUUCGUAUCUCCGCACUACACGCGAUCGUCAUACACGAAUCUUCUGCUAGCCUCCUCAACUCCGACAUCACCAUCACCAUCAACUCCAACACAAUCACAACCACAAUCACAGCCAUCACAGCCACCAACGCCAACAGCUCCCGCUGCUGCUGCUGCGCCAUCUUCGUCGGCAGCGACGGAAGCAGACGGACGACCGCACGAGCCGGUGUAUUUACCGACGGGCGAGCGGCGCUGGUCUCUACGGAGAAGCAGCAGGGCGAAGGCAGCAAGCAGGUCAUGCGCGGUCACUGGUUGCCCGCUGCCGAGCACGGGCAGGUGUUGCAAGCCGUGACGUUGCGAUUCAACUGCUGCAAUCGCUUUGCCGCUGUGGCCUACCAAAGCGGUGAGGUCCGCCUGUUUGAUAUCUCGAGCCCGCGCUAUCCCCUCUUCCUCCGAACAAUGGCGCCCACGGACUUCGAGGGGUGCAAGCGAGAUUUUGGUCCGGCCAGUGCGCUGGCCUGGACGCCAGACGGUCGUGCGCUCGCUGUGGGGUGGCUCGGUGGCGGGUUCGCCCUGUGGUCGUCCUACGGCUCGCGCCUCUGCAUAUCGCCGGCCAGUGAGAGUGCGCUCUGCGGCAAGGGCAUCGCAUCGUUGAGCUGGGGCCGAGAAGGCUAUCGACUCUUCCUCACGUCUCCGCCCGACGAUUCCACAGCUUCACCUGCCGGGUUCGAACAGAUCAAUUUUGCCAUGGAAGAAGAGCGGCUCGUGUUGUGGGGCGAGGCAGAGCUUCUGCUAUACUGCCCGCACGAGCUCAACGAAACGAUGAAGUGGCAACGCAUUCAAGUCCCGCAAACUUAUAUGACAGAUAACUGGCCCAUCAUGCAUGUGGCUGUAUCGCCCGAGUCGGGAGACGUAGCCGUCGCAGGCCGUCGAGGCGUGGCCAUCUACUCCGCAGCUGUUCAUCGCUGGCGCCUCUUUGGUGAUCGCAGCGAGGAGCAAGAACUGGAGUGUCUCGGGAUGGCCUGGUAUCGGUCGUUGCUCGUGUUGGCCGUCAAGCGACAUCCACACGAGUCCUACCAAUUGUCUCCCAAGUGCGUGCCGCAUCUGCUGGCCGUCAGGAACGACUCGCUCAUCGUGCUCACGCGAGACGGCUUUGUACAGUGCUACCACCUCAUGAUCGAAGACGCGGAAACGAUCAAGCCCUCGCUUUCGGCCACUCUCACGCAGACCAUCGCCAUGCCGGGUCUGACCGCCACGGCGCUGCCCUCUGCGCUCACCCUCAUCCCACCGCCCUUCCUCACCACCCAGACCGGGGCUGCGCCUUCGGGGCCGGAACCGCUCUGGGCGCUGGUCAAUUGCAGCGGCACGCUCCUGCUCACCAAUCUGGCCUUUGGCAUUCAGUUUCUCACUGGCGAGUGGGCGCAGAUUGAGAUAGGUCAGCAGAUCGAGGCGUAUUGGUGGGUCACCUCACGCCACCUCCUGCCCCACAUGGGCGACAUGAUUUGGACCCUAGGCCCCCAUGGUCUUCAGUACUCGUUUCCGUACAGCGAGGAGGGCAUCAUGCCGAUCAUCCGGCCGUGGCUUCCUCACAACGCCUCCGGGCCUUUGUCUCCCCGAAAAAACAGCGUCACGGCGACCAAGGAGUACAAGCAUGUGACGUUCGUUGGGUGGGAAGACGGAGUGUAUCCGAUCGCUGUGAGCAGCCACACGAUGCUCGUGACCGCGCUCUCGCCCCAGUCCGGCUCCUCCUUCCUCAAGCCGUUGCCUUCCUUCAACUUUGAGACCAAGGCACCUACCCACAUUCCUCGCUCGCACAUUCCUUUCGCAUUCCUUCGCUCAACUUUUCUAUGUUCGGUUCAGACCCAGCCGUUCCUGCACAGCGUGGUGGCGUACCUGUUGCAGAGCGACAACUGUUCGCUUUACCAGGUCGACGCCAAUGACGACGACGAUGGCCACCCACCGGUCGACUUCCCCAAGGAGAUCGCCGAAAGCAGCGAUGAUGACGAUGACGAUGACGACGACAACGACGACGACGACAAGGAGCAUGAUGGCGUUGACGCUGGCGACGUUGCUGGCAACGGCAACGAUGUCGCGGCGAAGGCGAACGGAAGCAGCAACAUCAACGGAAGUGGAAAGACGGCGACGAUGAAGAGAAGCAGAAGCAGGAUGAGGCGGCACGGGACGGAGGACCGGAUGGAGCAUGCCAAGAAGUACUACGCCCUCUACACGCUGUCCCGGCCCUACGACCGCCUGCCCCACUACAAGCACUCCCUCGAGCUCCUGCUCCACCAGGCUCUCCAGGAGGAGGAAGAGCGGGUCAAGGCUGAGAAGAAACGUCGGCGCAGGCUGAGCUUCGGCACGGCCGCCGCCAGCGCCACGACGCUGGCCAAGGUGGUGGAUUUCCUGCGCGGCCUCGACGUGUUCCCCGAGGUCGUGGUCGGGUGCGCCCGGAAGAUCGACCCGGCGUCGUGGGACCUCCUCUUCACCCACGUGGGCGACCCCGACCAGUUCUUCCACCACUGCAUCGAGGCACGCCGCACCACCACCACCAUGAUGAUGAUGAUGAUGAUGAUGAUGAGGAUGAUGAUGACGACGACGACGACGAUGACACACAGAGCGGUGCGCUGCACACGGCUGGCGGGCUGUUGCCGGUGGGGGAUGACCGCCGCGGCAAUGGCCGCGCUGGCCUUGCUCGAGGCCACGCUCGAGUCGUGCGACAUGCACCUCCUUCGCCACGUGGUUCGGUUUCUCAACAUGCUGGUGUCGUGCAAUCAAGAAGACGACGGGUAUGGGGAGAGCAGCAGCGGCAGCGACACCAUCAAAAACGACACAACUCACCCCAGGGAUGACGCCAGCCUGCCGGGCAAGGAUGAGAAGACAGCGAUGGAACUGUUGCUGGCCCGCUACGCACGCAAGCUGUUGAUGAAGUACCGCAUCCACGACCUCCACUACCUGUCCAAGGUGGUGCUGGGCAAGAAGAUCGCCGACAUCCUCCGCCGGGGCGUCAAGCGCACCCACUCCUCCGAACUCACCACCACCAUCACAACUACCACCACCACGCCCACGGCCGCCCCACCGCCACCACCACCAACGCAGCCUAUUGAGUCAACUCCGACAAGCACGCAGAUCUCAACUCCGACGCCUUCGCGUUCGUCUUCGCUCUUUGCCUUCUUGUCGUUUGCCUCGCCGGCCCCUGCGCCGCCAGAUCCGCCCGCCACGUCAUCGCCACCGCCCGAUGACGACGGAGAGCGAGAAAAGAGCGACGACGACGCCAGCUGCAAAGGCGAAGGCAGUGACGAAGGGGACGAUCCAGAGGCCAACGGAAACGCAGAGGCGGCGGCAGCCGAAGAGGAGCCCCGGCCGGAGCCGCUGCGGAACAUCAUCAACUCGAACGACUUCAGAUCGGCCCUGCUGGCGCUCCACCUGCAGUUCGGGGUGCCCUUCCCCCAGCGCUUCUCGCCGUCGCGCUACUUCACCCUCCUCUCGUCCCUCCACGCGGGCCUCGGCGAGGGCGGCAUCGCCAUGGAGCCGGUGCGGGACAGGGACCACAUCGAGGUCCAGGUGGGGUACCAGAACGCCGUGGAAGACGCGAUGAUGCAUCAGGUGCAGGACCUCCAGGCGCUCCUCGCGGAUCUCGAGGAGGCUGGGGUGGUCGAGUGGGCGGUGGUGGUGGCCACGGCGCUCCUCGACCUUCGGGCGGUCACGCGCCUGCUGCGCGAGUACCACGACCUGUGCCCGGCCUUCCACGCCAUGCUCGCCUCGCUCACCUGGUCCGUCCCUACCAAGGGCUACGCAGAGUUUCUGAAGUGCGUCGACGCGGAACACGAGCCCAUCUGCUCGUCGCUCCCGUCCGCGGACUCCUCACUCCUCUUCUCGCCGCAACCCUCGUCAUCAUCAUCGUCGUCGUCGUCGUCGGCUUCAUGA